AUGAGACACCUGCAACUGCAAUGGAGCUGGCUAGUCAUUUUGCUAGUUUCAUGCUUAAGGACAUAUGCAUCAAGGGCCUCUAAACCCAAUAUUUUACUGAUGAUGGCUGAUGAUCUUGGUUUGGGGGAUGUAGGGUGCUAUGGCAAUGAUACACUAAGGACCCCUAAUAUUGACCGUCUGGCAAAGGAAGGAGUGAAACUUACUCAGCAUAUCGCUGCGGCUCCACUUUGCACGCCAAGCAGAGCAGCUUUCCUGACUGGCAGGUACCCCAUCAGAUCAGGAAUGGCAUCCAGCACUAAACAGUGUAUUCUUUAUUGGAUUGGUGGCUCAGGAGGGCUCCCUCCAAAUGAAACAACUUUUUCCAGAAUACUGCAGCAGCAAGGUCAUACCACAGCACUUAUAGGAAAGUGGCAUCAGGGUAUGAACUGUGAAUCCCACAGUGAUCACUGCCACCACCCUUUAAACCACGGUUUUGACUAUUUUUAUGGGAUGCCUUUUACCCUUGUGAAUGAGUGUCAAGGUACAGAAAAUCGUUGCCUUAACACAUUGGUGCAAGCUAAAUAUUGGCUUUACAGUCAGAUAAUUGCCCUUACAGUGCUCACACUAUUGAUUGGAAAACUGACCAGCUUAUUCUUGGUAAAAUGGAAAGCAAUCAUCUGCUUUGCCCUGUGUGGUUUCCUGUUUUUCAUCUCCUGGUUCUUCAGUUAUGGAUUUGUAAAGUAUUGGAACUGUAUCCUCAUGAGAAACCAUGACAUUACUGAACAACCAAUGAAGCUAGAGAAAGCCACUUCCAACGUACUUAAGGAGGCUGUUUCAUUUAUUGAACGAAACAAGCACGGUCCAUUCCUCCUCUUUGUUUCCUUUUUACAUGUCCACACACCCCUCGUCACCACAGAGAAGUUUCGUGGGAAGAGUAGACAUGGUUUAUAUGGAGAUAACGUAGAGGAGCUGGACCGGAUGGUGGGCAGAAUUCUGGAUGCUAUUGACAAAGAAGGCUUGAAGAAUAACACAUUCACUUAUUUCACAUCUGACCAUGGAGGAUCCUUGGAGGCUCAAAGACAAAAUGCCCAGUUGGGUGGUUGGAAUGGAAUAUACAAAGGUGGAAAAGGCAUGGGAGGCUGGGAAGGAGGGAUCCGUGUGCCAGGGAUAUUUAGAUGGCCAGGAGUAUUGCCUGCGGAUACAGUUAUUGAUGAACCUACAAGUCAUAUGGACAUUUACCCCACAGUGGCUCACCUGGCUGCAGGGAUAAUGCCUCAGGACAGGGUGAUCGACGGAAACCUGAUGCCUUUACUGCAGGGAAAAGUUCAGCUUUCGGAGCAUGAGUUCCUGUUUCACUACUGUGGGCUAUAUUUACAUGCAGUACGGUGGCACCAAAAGGACAGUGGGGCACUGUGGACGGCUCAUUAUGUGACUCCAAUAUUCCAUCCAGACAGUGCUGGAGCCUGUUAUAGAUGUGGAAUGUGCCAUUGCUUUGGGGAAGACGUAACCCAUCAUGACCCUCCUUUGCUCUUUGAUCUCUCCAGUGACCCAGCUGAGACCAAACUUCUGUCUCCUGCCACUGAGCCCCUGUUUGACACAGUAAUAAGCAGACUAGAAAGAGCUGUUCAGGAGCAUCGCAGGACCCUGAUUCUGGUCCCUCAGCAGCUCUCUGGGUACAACAACAUAUGGAAGCCCUGGCUGCAGCCGUGCUGUGGGACAUUCCCAUUUUGCUGGUGUGACAAAGAAGGUGACAGUGAGCAGGAAAUUCUUUAA
Caretta caretta (loggerhead turtle) is the source of this 1752-nucleotide messenger RNA. RefSeq names its product arylsulfatase H-like. NCBI's taxonomy places the organism in Eukaryota, Metazoa, Chordata, Testudines, Cheloniidae. The record is from RefSeq and is a predicted model, not a curated record. Gene Ontology annotation, molecular function: arylsulfatase activity.